AGGAUCCGGGAGGGGGUGUUGGGAGGGGUGUUCCCUCACAGGCUCCAAUUCCCAGGCCUCCGAGGACCCUGCCCCCUCUCCUCGGGCUCAGGGGAAUUUUCCGUACUCCAGACCGGAACCGGAAGGUUCUCGAAGAGUGGAAAGGCGGGGCUAAAAAAAUCCAAAAAAAAAAGCGCGGCCCGAGCGCCAGGGAACGAGUGUCGCCGUCCCCGUUGUCACGUCUCCGUGUCACGGCCCCUGACCCCGCGCCUCCUCCCCGGCUCCGUAGAGGUCCAGGCCUCGGCCUCGAUGGACAUCACGGCCAACCUGAAGUCUUUGCUGCUGGCCAUCAGCCAGUACAAGGCAGUCAAGUCUGAGGCGAACAGCAGCCAGCUCCUGCGGCAUUUGGAGGUCAUUUCUGGACAGAAACUUACUCGAUGGUUUACAUCAAACCAGAUAUUGCCAAGCGAAUGCCUGAGCUGCCUGGUAGAGCUCCUUGAAGACCCAAAUUUAAGCACUUCACUAACUUUAAGCAUCAUCAAUCUGUUAUCUCAACUAGCUCUAGACAAUGAUACCAGAGAGUGGCUGCAGAACACUUAUAAUCUGAAUAGUAUCCUGGCAGGAGUGGUAUAUCGAAGCAGUACUGUUCGUAAUGACUCAGUAUCAUUGCAGUGCCUUCAACUCCUGCAGAAGCUGACCUACAGUGUCAAAGUUUUCCAUUCUGGUGCCAAUUUUGAUGAGCUAAUUACAUUCUUGAUAGGUCAUAUUCAAUCUCCUGAGGAUGAGUUAACAAUGUCUUGUCUAGGACUCUUGGCAAAUCUUUGUCGGCACAACUUAGCUGUUCAAACCCACGUAAAGUCUUUGAGUAAUGUGAAGACAUUAUAUCGUACUCUCAUUAGUUUCUUGGCCCACAGUAGUUUAACUGUGGUUGUGUUUGCACUCUCAAUAUUAUCAAGUCUAACAUUAAAUGAAGAGGUUGGAGAAAAGCUAUUCCAUUCUCGAAACAUUCAUCAGACUUUUCAGUUAAUAUUUAAUAUUCUUGUAAAUGGUGAUGGCACAUUAACCAGAAAGUAUUCAGUUGACCUGCUUAUGGAUCUUCUCAAGAACCCUAAAAUUGCGGAUUGUCUCACCAGAUACGAACACUUCAACUCAUGCCUUAAUCAAGUAUUAGGUCUUCUUCAUGGGAAGGACCCUGAUUCUUCUUCAAAGGUUUUAGAAUUACUUCUUGCCUUCUGUUCAGUGACACAACUGCGCCAUGUUCUUAGUCAGGCGGUAUUUGAAUCACCUGCUUCUGGUAACACAAGACUGGGAAACCAUCCUAAAUCUUUAGAGCCAACAGUUGCUCUGUUACGUUGGUCAAGCCAGCCCUUGGAAGGAUCAGACAACUGUUCUAUUCUAGCACUGGAAUUGUUCAAGGAAAUAUUUGAGGAUGUCAUAGAUUCUGCCAGCUGUUCCUCUACUGAUCGUUUUCUUGCCCUGCUGUUGCCCAGCAUUCUUGACCAGCUUCAGUUCGCAGAACAGAACCUUGAUGACCUACUAACAAGGAAAAAAUGUGAAAGAAUGGCUAAGGCCAUUGACAUUUUGCUUACUUUGUGUGGAGAUGAUAUAUUAAAAAUGCAUGUUGCUAAACUAUUGACUACCCUCAGAUGUACAACUCUAAUAGAACAACAGUUUUCAUGUAGCAAGAUUGACAUUGAGUUUGGAACAAAGGUAGCAGAUUCUGAACUUUGCAAACAUGCUGCAGAAGUCAUUUUGAAAACACUUGAUCUUAUGAGUAGACUUAAACAGUUGAUUCCUGGUAUGGAAGUCACUUUCUACAAAAUGCUUCAGGAUCAGCGUUUGAUUACUCCUUUAGCUUUUGCUUUAACAUCAGAGAAGAGGGAACAAGUACAAUGUGGACUUGGACUAUUACUGGAAGCUGCACCACUACCAGACUUCCCUGCUGUCCUUGGUGAAAGUAUUGCAGCAAACAAUGCGUAUAGACACCAGGAAGCAGAGCAUGUGCCCAAAAGAAUCCAUGUGCAAUCAGUAACUCCAAAUCUUUCAGCAUCUCUAAAGGGCUCAGCUCACCUUUCAAAUGAUAGCAUCCCUGGUUUAAACAUUCAGGACCUAAUACAGAAACUUCAGACUGGAAUGGAGAUGAAGGAUCAGAUGUCUGAUGUGAGAAUCUCUGACAUAAUGGAUGUCUAUGAAAUGAAAUUGUCUACAUUAGCAUCCAAAGAAAGUAGGUUACAGGAUCUUUUGGAAGCAAAAGCCUUAGCCCUUGCACAGGCUGAUAGAUUGAUUGCUCAGUAUCGUUGUCAAAGAACCCAAGCUGAAUCAGAAGCGAGGACCCUUGCUUCUAUGUUGAGAGAAGUUGAGCGAAAAAAUGAAGAGCUUGGAGUGUUACUGAAAUCACAGCAGGUUGAAUCAGAACGGGUCCAGAGUGAUAUUGAGCAUCUGUUUCAACAUAAUAGGAAGUUACAAACUGUAGCUGAAGAACACGAAGUGCUGAAAAAGUCCUAUAUGGAACUUAUUCAGAGGAGUGAAGCUUUUGAAAGGAAGAGUAAAGAUUUACAGGUCACAUGUGAUUCUCUAAACAAACAAAUUGAGACAGUGAAAAAGUUGAAUGAAUCACUCAAGCAACAAAAUGACAAAACAAUUGCUCAGUUAAUGGAAACAGAAGAGCAAAGAAAAGAAAUACAGAAUCAGCUAGUGGAGAAAGAAUGUGUAAUAGCAAACUUACAACAAAAAACAAAGGCAUAUGAGGACAAACUGAGAACUCUGCAAAAAGAAAGAGAAGAUAGGGAAGAAACUAUUGAAAUUCUGAAAAAAGAAUUAAGUAGAACGGAGCAGGCAAGAAAAGAAUUAAGCAUUAAGGCUUCGUCCCUGGAGGUUCAAAAGGCACAACUGGAAAGUCGUUUGGAAGAGAGAGAGACUCUGGUAAAACAGCAGCAAGAGGAGCUGAACAAGCACUCUCACAUGAUAGCGAUGAUCCACAGCCUGAGUGGUGGAAAAUUGAGUCCAGAGACAGUGAACCUCAGCCUCUAGCUGGCCAAGGGCUUGUGGGCUCAUGGGGUGUGUGUGUGUGUGUGUGUGUCUGUGUAUGUAGGUAUUUAUCUCUUGCCCCCCAGAAAAGGUCAAUAUUGACUUUAAAAUGACAAGGAAAAUUAUUAACUAUUUUCAGUCUAGUAAAGAACCUGAUAAAAUCCAUGUGCGUAAUGUUUGACCUUUUGAGUGGAACAAAUUAAAACACUUUUCUGAUGAUUUUAUUCUGACCAAACUGAGAGGCAUCAUGGCAUAGUGGAUAGAGGACUGGCGUUGGAGUUGGGAAGACCUGAGGUCAGGUCCUGUUUUUGACACAUAUUUGCUGUGUAACCUUGGGCAAGUUACCUAACCUCUCAGUGCCCUCCUAUAGAAGUCAUAAAAUAUGAAUUAUAAACAAGUUGCUAAUCUACAACAGCUUUCCACUGAUGAAAUUACAGGUCUGGAGCAAAAAAAGAAAAAAAAAUGGUUGACUUUAUGGAUGCAGUAAUUGCUGUUUUGACUCUUUAUACUUAUUUUCUUCCCUUUCUCCAUUUUUUAAUGCAUUGCUCUAAAUGCAAGUUAAAUGCAUAUUUUUAUCUCUAGUCAAGGUAUAGAAAUUUAAAAUGUCUUAGAAUUUUAACCAAAUCAAAUGCAUUUGAACAAUUCAUAAAUUAUAACAUGUUAGCCUAGUAAUGGCUAUUUUAAGAUAUAAGGAAUAAAUACAUAUAUGUAUUUAUGUGCACACAUAUAUACAGUUUUUAAACUUAUAUGGCAUUGAUGUCUACAAUAAGGUGCUUUGAAAAAUAUUCUAUAUAUGUAUGCUGUGUUGUUCUUGGUGAACAUAUUUAGAGAAAGUUUGCAUUUUAAAUAUAUGUAUUUUAUUUAUUACACAAAACAAAAUAGAAUUACUCUUGACCAGGGUUUUGCCCAAGGCCUGGGGAGAAAAGCCCAAGGCACUAGGAAGAAUCAAUCAUUGAGCUUCAGCAGAAUUUAAAGGAUUACCUAGCUCACGGCCUCUAUUACUCUGGGUUUAACACUUAUACUAUCAUACUUUUAAUUCUAACAUCCAUGACCAUUUCCCCCAAGUUUUUCCCAUUUCAGAAAGGGAUAUAUCUAAACCAUAUGAGAUGGUAGUUUCCUUUUUCUGUAGAUUUCAGGGACAGAGAUGCCACAUCCUUUUUUGAUAGGCUGUAGGUCUUCCAUGUGCCACAAUUUCAGCUCAUUUCUCCCUGUUGUGUUUUCAUUAGGUAAAGGUAAGCUUUUGAUGUGUAUAAUAUUAAUCACUGCUUAUCUUCUUCCCCUACCCACAUCUUUCUGAUUUUUCUAUCCCUUGUUAGGAUUCUCUCUUCUGUUUUCGAAGAGACCAAGAAAAAAAAAUAACCCAAAUGUGUGUUGGUUAUGUGAUGAUUUUCAGUUACUUCUACAACUGAAGGCAGCAUCAGCCAAGUCAAACAUUAGUUCUAGCCAAAAACAGUUUUGUUUUGCUUGCAUCCUAAAGCUCAAGACUUCAGUUUUAUGUUUUCUUAUCAGUAAUAUUUUUAACAUUUUUGAACAAUUAGUUAAAUAUAUUUUUCUAAAUUUUCCUCUUGUAUCCCUUCACUGAUAACUACAGAUGGAUUGAAAAAAUGUUUCCUGGACAAGAAAAAACCCCCACCAACCCUCAGUAAUGAUUUCUUUGUCAGUAUUUGAACUAAUAACACAACUCCUUUUACCUUCUUAAGAAUUUUAUCAGUAUUAAAACAACUUUAUUUUUGUCUUUAAAAGAUGAGAUCUUUUUUCUGAUAUGACAUUUCUCUUUUUGGCACUUCUGACACCUAUUCCAUUGCUAUGUGCAUAUUAGAGGUUAAGAAGCACUCAUGAAAGACAUUGUAGCAGGGAAAAAUAAUGAUUCAGUUUAUGCCUUACGAUUCUAUUUGCACGACUGUUGUGAAGACUUGUAUUUUUAGAAGCCAUAGUAAAUGAAAAAUGGCCUCUAAUUUUCCCUGUGCUUGCUUUAGAU
Molecule: messenger RNA, 4984 nt
Organism: Phascolarctos cinereus (koala)
Lineage: Eukaryota; Metazoa; Chordata; Mammalia; Diprotodontia; Phascolarctidae
Gene: CIP2A
Product: cellular inhibitor of PP2A
Source: RefSeq, a predicted model, not a curated record